UUAGGGCGGAAGCUUUUCAGUAACCAGUUUUAACCUGUUGAUUCAGGUGUGGCAAAUGCUAGAGCUUUAGCAGCGCUCUUCGACGACUACACAAAGAAUUGUGUGUCAAAUUAAUGGAUUUUCAUCUGAAAUGAAAUUCAUCAUCUUCUUCAUCUACAUACCUUUGAUUCGUUCAGCGUCUCACACGCUCAUCACUACAUACACUGGAGUAAAGGGACAGACGGUUGAAAGAACUCCAGAGUUUUCUGCUGUAACUACACUGGAUGGACAGCAGAUUGAUUAUUAUGACAGUGAGAUAAAGAAGCUGAUUCCCAAACAGGACUGGGUGACAGAGUUUGCAUCUACAGAAACAUGGAAAGAACACACCAAGAUCAGAGAACGAGUGCAGCAGACCAACGAAAUCAACAUUAAUUUUAUAAUGAAGCAAUUAAAUCAUUUAAAUGGUGUUCACACGUAUCAGAGGAUGUAUGGAUGUAGUUGGAAUUAUGUGACUGGACACAUAUAUGGGUUUGAUGAGUACAGUUAUGAUGGACAGGAUUUCAUCACACUGGACCUGAAGGAGAACAGAUACACUGCAUCUGUACCACAGGCAGAAGCCACAGUGAUGAAGUGGAACGAGGACAGAGAACAACUUGCCUAUCUAAAACUAUACUACAGAGAUAAGUGCACUGACUGGAUAUAUUUCAUGACGUCAAGGAAGGAUGAUUUUGAGAGAAGAGGACCAACAAACACAUACUUCACAAUACUUAAGGAUGCGAUAUACGCACUGACUGUCAUCCUCGUAGUUCUCCUAGUCCUGUAUGUUGGUUCUGCGUUUCUUAUUCGGAAAAUGAGAAGUGGGUAUCAGCUAGUUUCAAGCGUUAUUUACAUCAACAAAGGUGUUUGAAGAGUUUCCUCCAGUCAUCUGCACUCUCUCCAGAUUUCAUUCCAGUCAGGAAUCUUCAGGAUCUGAUAAUUCUCAGCAUGCAUGUGUGAUGAAACAUGUCUAAUAGUUGAAUACUAUUAUACACAGCUAACUGGAAACAUUCUAGUAACAUUUUCUAAAGUCUCUUUCAAAGUUAUCAAAUACGUUCUUUCUGCCAUCGAUAAACGUUCUAAAAACAUUAGCAUAAAAUGUUAUCUUUGCAUUGUUAGUGAAACAUUUUAAAAACUUUUAUAAAAAAAAUUGUCUUGACAAAAUAAGUCAUAAUUUGCAUAGAAACAAUUUGUUUAUCCAGUGACAUAAAGAAUGAAUGAACCGGACUUAGAGAGAAAAAUAUAAUAUAACUAAUUGUUCUUAAAGAUGUUUUAGCAAACAAAUGUGCAAUGUACGUAAAAUGUGUAAAUAAACUUUUUUUAGGGCCUCUGUUUUCAGAACAUUACAACCAUUCAAUGUACAGAUAUCUUGUUUUAAAUAAUAUUUCAAAUACUUAACACAUUUAUAUCAUUGAGUUUCAUCAAUGAAUUUAAUGAAAUGCAAUUCAGAUCUUUAAAUUUUUGUAUUUGUGCUUAAUUG
Molecule: messenger RNA, 1495 nt
Organism: Carassius carassius (crucian carp)
Lineage: Eukaryota; Metazoa; Chordata; Actinopteri; Cypriniformes; Cyprinidae
Product: major histocompatibility complex class I-related gene protein-like
Exons: 5
Coding region: 131-886 (251 amino acids)
Biological process (GO): immune response
Cellular component (GO): external side of plasma membrane
Source: RefSeq, a predicted model, not a curated record